Messenger RNA from Amborella trichopoda, 1116 nucleotides. RefSeq names its product CASP-like protein 4B1. Lineage: Eukaryota; Viridiplantae; Streptophyta; Magnoliopsida; Amborellales; Amborellaceae. The record is from RefSeq and is a predicted model, not a curated record.
ACAGAAUUCAUCCUUUCCAAUUGGUCCUAAAAUCUCUCAUACAUCAUUCAUUCCAAGUCUAACUCUCUUAUUAUACUUUCCGCGCAGCAGAGGCAUGGGAUUCAUCGCGAGGCAAGGUGUCUUAGGCCCAAGUAUAGGAUCUACCGACGCAUUGGGUUAUUUGACCAAACCCCCCUCUUUCUCUCUCUAAACCAAGUCGAAAGCCAGCCAGGCUCUCUCUCUCCUCUCUGGUUCCAGUUCCCAACUGCUCUCUCUCUCUCUCUCUCUCUCUUACGUCGGGGAAGGCCGGACAGAGUGUUUUCCCAAUUUUCUCUCCACGCGCUCCCCUCUCUCCCUCCAAAAUUCUGGAUGGCGAAUUCCGGCGAUGAAACAGCCGGAAAAUUACCCCCUUUAUCGGAGAAAGGCACAGAAUCUGAGGCAUCAACCCCAGCUCCGGCCACUGACACUGAAAUUCGGGGUUCGACUGCCGUUUCUUCGAUUCUGAGCAGAUGGGAGAGAGAGGAUUUGAUAAAGAGAAGUGGGCUUGUGUUAAGGGGUUUAGCUCUAUUAUUCGCCUUGCUCUCCUUCUUGAUCAUGGCCACCAACCAACAUGGGGGUUGGAUGGAAUUCGACCAUUACGACGAGUACAGGUACAUUUUGGGAAUUGCAAUUCUGGCAUGUUUGUACACCGCAUGUCAGGUUGCACGAGAUAUUCAUCGGCUUCUCACCGGAAAAGACAUAAUCACACGACCAUCGUCUUUUUAUGUUGACUUUGUUGGCGAUCAGGUGAUGGCGUAUUUACUUAUUUCUGCAUGCUCGGCUGCAAUACCCCUCACCAACAGUAUGAGAAAAAAUGUGGAUAAUCUGUUCACAGACAUGUCUAGUGCUUCCAUAAGUAUGGCAUUCUUUGCUUUCACAGCUCUUGCCAUCUCUGCACUAAUUUCUGGCUACAAGCUAACGCGCCAGGCUUACAUCUAAAUAACAUUGUAUUGUAAUUGGUUUACCUCUUUAUUUCUUCAUUCUUUUUUUCUGUGUGUUAUGAAUAUUUCUUUGAAUGUUGUAUAUACUCUGAGAAUGCUGGAUUUUGGUUUGAUUUUCUAAUAUUCACUCAUGGCCAUGGGCUUUGUUUUUUAUUCA